AUCAUGCGAAAGGGGAGCUGCUGGAAUUCAAAUAGACUUUCUGGUUCCCAGCAGUCGGCAGUAAUAGAAUGCUUUCAGGAAGAUGACAGAUGCAGGGGAAAGAUGCUGUUUUGCACUAUCUUGAUUUGUUACGGCAGCCAACUUAUUGGCAUGAUGGAGUGACAAGAAAAGCAGCUGGCAUGGAAGAUGAAAGGGAAGAUGUUCAAAAGAAAACAUUCACAAAAUGGAUAAAUGCACAGUUUGCUAAGUUUGGAAGACGUUACGUUGAAGAUCUUUUUAAUGAUUUUCGAGAUGGACGAAGACUUCUGGAGCUUCUGGAAUGCCUUACAGGCCAAAAACUUGCAAAAGAAAAAGGCUCUACAAGAGUUCAUGCUCUGAACAAUGUCAACAAAGCACUGAAGGUCUUGCAGAGAAAUAAUAUUGAUUUGGUAAAUAUUGGGAGCUCGGACAUUGUGGAUGGAAAUCAUAAACUAACCCUUGGUUUGAUUUGGAAUAUAAUCCUCCACUGGCAGGUCAAAGAUGUGAUGAAAAACAUCAUGGCUGGACUGCAGCAAACAAACAGUGAAAAGAUUCUCUUGAGCUGGGUCCGCCAAUCAACUCGUAAUUACCCACAGGUCAAUGUUAUCAAUUUCACCAGUAGCUGGUCUGAUGGAUUGGCUUUCAAUGCACUCCUCCACAGUCACAGACCGGAUCUGUUUGAUUGGAAUGCUGUUGUUUCUCAGCACUCACCUGUACAACGAUUAGACCAUGCAUUCAACGUAGCCAAGCAACACCUGGGCAUAGAGAAACUCCUGGAUCCCGAAGAUGUUGCCACUGCCUGUCCAGAUAAGAAGUCCAUCUUAAUGUACGUGACCUCUCUCUUCCAAGUUCUGCCCCAGCAAGUCACUAUGGAAGCCAUCAGGGAGGUGGAGAUGUUGCCACGACACUCAAGGGUCACUAAAGAAGAGCAUAUACGAGUACAUCAUCAGGAGCGUUUUUCACAGGAAUUUUUAGAAACUGUUGAAGAAAAGACGUUUAGCACCAUCCGCAUGAGGUCUGAAAUGGAUCUUGGAAACUACCAAACUGCUUUGGAAGAAGUACUCACAUGGCUUCUCUCUGCUGAAGAUGCAUUACAAGCACAAGGAGAUAUAUCCAGUGAUGUAGAAGUUGUCAAAGAACAGUUUCAUACCCAUGAGGGUUUCAUGAUGGAGUUAACAGCUCACCAAGGACGUGUUGGCAAUGUUUUGCAAGUUGGAAGUCAACUUUUAGCAUCUGGAAAACUUUCAGAUGAUGAGGAAAAUGAAAUCCAAGAACAAAUGAAUCUACUUAAUUCUCGAUGGGAAAGUCUCAGGGUAGCAAGUAUGGAAAAGCAAAGCAACUUACAUAAAAUCCUAAUGGAUCUGCAGAAUCAACAGCUAGCCCAGUUAGCUGACUGGCUGACAAAAACAGAAGAAAGGACAAGAAAAAUCGAUUUGGACCCCUUAGGUCCAGAUCUAGAGGAUCUAAAGCGUCAAGUAGAAGAGCAUAAGGCGUUUCAAGACGAUUUGGAACAGGAACAAGUCAAGGUAAAUUCACUGACCCACAUGGUGGUGGUAGUGGAUGAAAACAGUGGAGACGGAGCUACUGCUGCACUUGAAGAGCAGCUUCAGCACUUUGGGAAACGGUGGGCAGCCAUCUGCAGGUGGACAGAAGACCGAUGGUUCCUUCUGCAAGAUAUUCUGCGUAAAUGGCAGCACUUUGCAGAAGAACAGUGCCUUUUUGAUGCGUGGCUUACCGAGAAAGAAGAUGCUGUGAGCAAAAUUCAUACAAGUGGCUUUAAAGAUCAAAAUGAGAUGCUGGACAAUCUACGCAAAUUGGCUAUUCUAAAAGGAGAUCUGGAAAUAAAAAGGCAAAUAAUGGGUAAGCUGAAGCUGCUUGUUCAAGACCUCCUUAUAGCUGUGAAAAAUAAAGCAGUGGCUCAAAGGCUGGAAAGUCGUCUUGAAAGCUUUGCCCAGCGCUGGGAUAGUCUCAUGCAGCAGGUGGAGAGAAAUUCUCAACAGAUUUCACAGCCUGUCACUACCACUCAGACAUCAGUAACACAGACAACUGUAAUGGAAACUGUAACUAUGGUAACCACAAGAGAACAAAUCCUGGUUAAGCAUGCUAAAGAGGAACUCCCACCACCUCCACCUCACAAAAAAAGGCAACUCCUUGUGGAUUCAGAAAUUAGGAAGAGGUUUGACUCGGAUACAACAGAGCUCCAUAGCUGGAUGACCCGUUCAGAAGCAGUGCUUCAGAGUCCCGAGUUUGCAACGUAUCGAAAAGAAGGCAAUCUCUCAGAUCUCAGAGAAAGAAUCAAUGCCAUCCAGCGAGAAAAGCCUGAGAAGUACCGAAAACUGCAAGAUGCCAGCAGAUCAGCUGAGGCCCUGGUGGAACAGAUGGUGAAUGAGGGUCUGAAUGCGGACAACAUUAGACAAGCCUCGGAGCAGCUGAAGAGCCGCUGGAUUGAGUUCUGUCAGCUGCUGAGUGAAAGAGUGGCGUGGCUGGAGUACCAAAAUAACAUCAUUGACUUCUACUCCCAGCUUCAGCAACUGGAGCAGACAGCAAUUACUGCAGAAAGCUGGCUAAAAGCACAACCCACAGCAGGAACAGAUCCUUCUGUAGUAAAAACUCAACUGGAAAAAUGCAAGGAUGAAAUCAUCCGAAUGUCCACCCUCCAGCCUCAGAUUGAACGGCUAAAGGCUCAAAGUCAAGCACUUAAAGAGAAAGAACAAGGGCCAGUGUUUCUGGAUGCUGACCUUGCUGCUUUUACCAGCCACUUCAAACAAAUACUUACUGACAUGCGUGCCAGAGAAAAGCAGUUACAGACCACUUUGGACAGUUUGCCUCCUGCACACUACAAAGAGACAAUGAGCUCUGUACUCGUGUGGAUCCAGCAGGCAGAAACUAAACUCUCCACACCUCAGGUUGCAGUUGCUGACUAUGAAAUCAUGGAGAAGAGACUCAGGGAGCUCAAGGCUUUACAAAGUUCUCUGCAAGAGCAGCAAAAAGGAUUGAACUAUCUCAGCACAACUGUAGAAGACAUGUCUAAGAAAGCCCCUGCAGAAGUCAGCCAAAGAUAUAGAUCAGAGAUUGAGGUGAUGCUUGGCCGCUGGAAGAAGUCAUCUGCACAGGUGGUGGAACACUGCCAGAAACUUGAGGAGUUUAUGUCUAAACUCCAGCGAUUCCAGAAUGACAUUAAAACACUGAAGAAGUGGAUGGCUGAAGUGGAUGUUUUUCUGAAGGAAGAGUGGCCUGCCCUUGGUGAUUCAGAAGCACUGGAGAAGCAACUUGAGCAGUGUACAGCUUUAGUAAAUGAUAUCCAGACAAUCCAGCCCAGUUUGAACAGUGUUAAUGACACUGGGAAGAAAAUGAAAAGCGAAGCAGAGCCUGAAUUUGCUUCCAGAAUUGAGAGAGAACUAAAGGACCUCAAUGCUCAAUGGGAACACAUCUGCCAGCAGGCCUAUGCUAAGAAGGCAGCAUUAAAAGGUGGUUUGGAUAAGACUGUGAGUCUCAGAAAGGAUUUAUCAGAGAUGCAUGAAUGGAUAACACAAGCUGAGGAAGAAUAUCUGGAGAGAGAUUUUGAGUAUAAAACACCUGAUGAAUUACAGAAAGCAGUUGAAGAACUCAAGAGAGCAAAAGAAGAAGCCAUGCAGAAAGAAGUAAAAGUGAAGCUUAUCACAGAUUCCGUGAAUAAUUUUAUAGCUAAGGCUCCACCUGCAGCACACGAGGCUUUGAAGAAGGAACUUGAUGUUCUAAUUACCAGCUACCAGCGACUCUGCAGCAGACUGAACGGGAAGUGCAAAACUUUGGAGGAGGUAUGGGCAUGUUGGCGUGAGUUAUUGUCGUAUUUGGAUGCAGAGAAUAAGUGGUUGAAUGAGAUUGAGCUGAAGCUGAAGGCAACUGAAAAUAUCCAGGGAGGUGCAGAAGAGAUUUCUGAGUCUCUAGAUUCUUUGGAACGUUUAAUGAGACAUCCAGAGGAUAAUCGCAAUCAGAUUCGUGAACUGGCUCAGACUUUAACUGAUGGUGGAAUCUUGGAUGAAUUGAUCAAUGAGAAACUUGAGAAGUUCAAUACUCGAUGGGAAGAACUUCAGCAGGAGGCUGUGAGAAGACAAAAGAGUCUUGAACAGAGUAUUCAAUCUGCCCAGGAGACUGACAAAACCCUUCGUUUAAUCCAAGAGUCUCUUGCUGCUAUUGACAAACAGCUAACAGCCUACAUUGCAGACAGAGCUGAUGCAGCACAGCUCCCUCAGGAAGCACAGAAAAUGCAAUCUGAGUUAACAAGCCAUGAGAUUAGUUUGGAAGAAAUGAAGAAACGAAACCGGGGUAAAGAUGCUGCCAAAAGAGUCCUUUCCCAAAUUGAUGUGGCACAGAAAAAGCUGCAGGACGUCUCCAUGAAGUUUCGGCUCUUUCAGAAGCCAGCCAACUUCGAACAGCGCCUACAAGAAUGUAAAAGGAUUUUAGAAGAAGUGAAGUUGCAGGUGCCCAAGCUAGAGACGAAGAGCAUUGAGCAGGAAGCAGUGCAAUCACAGUUGGAUCAUUGCAUGAAAUUAUACAAAAGCCUGAGUGAAGUGAAGUCUGAAGUGGAAACAGUGAUAAAAACUGGGAGGCAAAUUGUUCAGAAGCAGCAGACAGAGAACCCGAAAGAACUGGACGAGAGGCUUACAGCUCUGAAGUUACAAUAUAAUGAAUUGGGUGCAAAGGUGACAGAAAAAAAGCAAGAGUUAGAGAAAUGCUUGAAGUUGUCUCGGAAGCUACGGAAAGAAAUUAAUGCUAUGACAGAAUGGCUUGCAGCGACGGACGCAGAACUGACAAAGAGAUCGGCUGUGCAGGGGAUGCCAAGCAACUUGGAAUCCGAGAUUGCCUGGGGCAAGGCAACGCGGAAGGAGAUUGAGAAGCGCCAAGUCCAACUUAAGAGCAUCAGUGAUUUAGGAGAGAACUUGAAGACAGUGCUGAAAGGAAAGGAGCGUCUAGUGGAGGAUAAACUCAGCCUCCUGAACAGUAACUGGAGAGCAGUGACUUCACGUGCUGAGGAAUGGUUCAAUUUGUUACUGGAAUAUCAAAAGCAAAUGGAAGCUUUUGAUCAGAAUGUGGCAAAUGUCACAACUUGGAUGUAUCGUGCUGAAAUACUGUUGGAUGAAUCUGAUAAACAAAAACCCCAGCAAAAAGAGGAAAUUCUUAAGCGCUUAAAGGCUGAGCUGAAUGAUAUGCACCCAAAGGUGGACUCUGUGCGUGACCAGGCAGUAGACAUGAUGACAAACCGUGGAGAUCACUGCAGGAAAGUAAUAGAGCCUAAACUCUCUGAGCUCAAUCAACGAUUUGCAACUAUAUCACAAAGGAUUAAGAGUGGAAAGCCCUUCAUUCCUUUGAAGGAAUUGGAGCAAUUUGACUUUGAUAUACAAAAAAUGCUUGAGCCACUGGAGGUUGAAAUUCAACAGGGGGUGAAUCUGAAAGAGGAGGACUUCAAUAAAGAUAUGAGUCAAGAUGAUGAAAGCACAGUGAAAGAACUGCUGCAAAGGGGUGACACACUUCAAAAGAGAAUCACAGAUGAGAGAAAAAGGGAGGAAAUAAAGAAAAAACAACAGCUGCUGAAGACUAAGCAUAAUGCUCUCAAGGACUUGAGAUCUCAAAGAAGAAAAAAGGCUUUAGAGAUUUCUCAUCAAUGGUAUCAGUACAAGAGGCAGGCUGAUGACCUAAUGACGUGGCUGGAUGACAUUGAGAAAAAGCUAGCCAGUCUACCAGACCACAAAGAUGAGCAGAAGCUAAAGGAGAUUGAUGGAGAAUUGGAGAAGAAGAAGGAAGAUCUGAAUGCGGUGCACAGGCAGGCUGAACGCUUGUCUAAGGAUGGGGCUGCAAAAGCAGUGGAGCCAACCCUGAUACAGCUCAGCAAGCGCUGGCAAGAUUUUGAGAGCAAAUUUGCUCAGUUUCGAAGACUCAACUAUGCACAAAUUCAAACAGUUCAUGAAGAUACAACUUUUGUGGUGACUGAAACUAUGACUGUGGAAACAACUCACGUGCCUUCUACAUACCUGGCAGAGAUCCUUCACCUUCUGCAAGCCUUGUCUGAAGUAGAAGAACGCCUUAAUUCUCCUGUUCUGCAGGCUAAGGAUUGUGAGGAUCUCCUCAAACAAGAAGAGUGUCUCAAGGGCAUUAAAGACAGCCUGGGGAGACUGAUGGGUCCUAUAGACAUUAUUCACAAGAAGAAGGUACCAGCUUUGCAAAGUGCUACACCAAGGGAAGCAGCAAAUAUACAAGAAAAGCUGACUCAACUUAAUUUGCAAUGGGAGAAAGUUAACAAGACGUACAGGGACCGGCAGGCUCGGUUUGACAAGUCUUUGGAGAAGUGGCGUCUGUUUCAUUGUGACAUGAAGAACUUUAAUCACUGGCUAAGUGAAACUGAAGGGAAGCUUUCGAGAGCGCAGGUGGAGGCUGGAGAUACGGGUCAUGCAAAAACGAGCCAGUUUCUCCAGGAGCUUCAGGAUGGCAUUGGGCAGCAGCAAACUGUUGUCAAAACAUUGAAUGUAACUGGGGAAGAGAUUAUUGAGCAGUCGUCAACAGCAGAUGCUAAAGUCCUGAAGGAACAACUGGAAAGUCUGAAUACUCGGUGGCAAGAGAUCUGCAGGCAGCUGGUAGAGAAAAAGAAGAGGAUAGAGGAAGAAAAGAAUAUUUUAGCAGACUUUCAAGAGGACUUGAACAAGUUGAUUUUAUGGUUAAAGGAAGCAGACAGCACUAUUGGUAUUCCCCUUGAACCAGGGAAUGAAGACCAGUUAAGAGACUGCCUUAGCAAAGUGAAGUUAAGAGCUGAAGAGCUGCCGCCACACAAGGGAAUACUGAAACGAUUAAAUGAAACUGGAGGAAUAGCACUUGGAAGUGCAUCGCUGAACCCAGACAAAAAGCAUAAGCUUGAGAGUACACUGAAGGAGGCUAACCAUCGCUUGUUAAAGGUGUCCAAAGAUCUUCCAGAGAAACAAAAAGAAAUAGAGAUUCUGCUAAAGGAUUUCAUCGAUCUUGAUCAACAACUAAAUCAGGUGAUAUUGUGGGUAACGCCUGUCAAGAACCAGCUGGAGCUUUACAACAAAGUGGGUCAGCCAGGAGCUUUUGAUAUUAAGGAAACUGAAGCAGCAGUGAAGGCUAAACAGCCGAAUGUGGAAGAAGUUUUGUCUAAAGGGUGUCAUUUAUAUAAGGAAAAACCAGCCACUCAUCCAGUAAAGAAAAAAUUAGAAGACUUGAAUGCAGACUGGAAGGCAAUAAACCACUUAGUUCAACAACUAAAGGAAAAGCCAGCAUUAGCAACAUUUGGCCUUUUCUCUCCGGGUGUCUUAACUUCUGGUGAAACUGUUGCUGUGGAUACACAAACCAGGGUAACCAAGGAAACCACCACCUUCAAACCACCAGAAAUGCCAUCUUCUGUGCUUUUGGAGGUUCCAGCCUUGGCUGACUUCAAUAAGGCAUGGGCAGAACUCACUGACUGGCUUUCUCGACUGGAUCGAGAGAUAAAGUCUCAAAGAGUGAUAGUAGGUGAUCUUGAUGAUAUCAACGACAUGAUCAUCAAACAAAAGGCAAUACUACAGGAUCUGGAGCAAAGACGUCCUCAGCUGGAUGAACUAAUAACUGCAGCACAAAAUCUGAAGAACAAGACGAGCAACCAAGAGGCCAGAACAAUCGUUACUGACCGCAUUGAAAAGAUACAGAGCCAGUGGGACGAAGUGCAUGGACACCUCCAAAGCCGGAGACAGCAGCUUCAUGAGAUGCUAAAGGAUUCAACACAGUGGCUGGAAGCUAAACAAGAAGCUGAGCAGGUUCUUGAACAAGCAAAAACUAAACUUGACUCAUGGAAAGAAAUUUCUUACACCGUGGAAGCUCUGAAAAAGCAGAACACUGAGCUUAAGCAAUUUUCAAAGGAAAUACGACAAUGGCAAAUAAAUGUAGACGUGGCAAAUGACAUGGCACUUAAGCUGCUCCGCGAUUAUUCAGCAGAUGACACCAGAAAAGUAGAACUGAUGACAGAUAACAUUAAUGCAACUUGGGCUGCCGUUACUAAGAGGGUUUGCGAGCGUGAAGCUGCACUGGAAUCUGCCUUAAGAAUGUUACAGCAAUUCUACCUGGAUCUUGAGAAGUUCCUUGCUUGGCUUACAGAAGCUGAAACAACUGCAAAUGUUCUGCAGGAUGCUACACAUAAAGAAAAGAUAGAGGAUGCCAAAACCAUCCGGGAACUCAUGAAACAGUGGCAGGAACUACAGGCAGAAAUAGAUGCUCAUACUGACAUCUUUCACAACCUGGAUGAAAACGGGCAGAAAAUCCUGAGGUCCCUGGAAGGCUCUGAGGAUGCAGCCCUGUUGCAGAGACGUCUGGAUAACAUGAACCUAAGAUGGAGUGAUCUUAGGAAGAAAUCCCUCAACAUUAGGUCACAUUUGGAGGCCAGCACAGACCAGUGGAAGCGUUUACAUCUCUCUCUUCAGGAGCUUUUGGCAUGGCUGCAGCUGAAGGAGGAUGAGUUAAAACAACAAGCACCCAUCGGUGGAGACCUUCCCACUGUACAGAAACAGAAUGAUAUUCAUAGGACUUUCAAGAGGGAGCUCAAAACAAAAGAACCUGUUAUCAGGAGUGCGCUUGAGACUGUACGAAUCUUCUUAGCAGAGCAGCCCGCAGAGGGACUGGAGAAGCUCUACCCAGAGCCAAGAGAGCUGCCACCUGAGGAAAGGGCCCACCAUGUCACUAAACUUCUCCAAAGGCAAGCAGAUGAGGUCAGAACUGAGUGGGAUAAACUGAAUCUACAGUCUGCUGAUUGGCAGAAGAAGAUAGAUGAUGCCCUUGAAAGACUUCAAGGCCUUCAAGAGGCAAUGGAUGAACUGGACCUGAAGCUGCGCCAAGCUGAAGCAUUCAAGGGAUCCUGGCAGCCAGUGGGAGAUCUACUAAUUGACUCUCUGCAGGAUCACUUAGAGAAAGUCAAGGUUUACCGAGCAGAAAUUGUACCCUUGAAAGAAAAAGUACAUCAACUCAAUGACCUUGCUCACCAGUUCCCUGCCUCUGAUAUUCAACUCUCCCAGUACAGUCUGAGCUGCAUAGAAGACCUGAACACAAGGUGGAAGGUGCUACAGGUGGCCAUUGAUGAGCGCAUCAGGCAACUGCAUGAAGCGCACAGGGAUUUUGGCCCUACCUCUCAGCAUUUUCUUACCACUUCUGUCCAAGGCCCCUGGGAGAGGGCAAUCUCACCAAACAAAGUGCCGUAUUAUAUCAACCAUGAGACGCAAACGACCUGCUGGGAUCAUCCCAAGAUGACUGAGCUUUACCAGUCUUUAGCUGACCUGAACAAUGUCAGGUUCUCGGCAUACAGGACUGCCAUGAAACUCCGCAGGCUGCAGAAAGCUCUCUGCUUGGAUCUUCUGAGUCUGUCUGCUGCAUGUGAUGCCUUGGACCAGCACAACCUCAAACAAAAUGACCAGCCGAUGGAUAUCCUGCAGAUCAUUAAUUGCUUGACUACCAUUUAUGAUCGACUGGAGCAAGAGCACAAUAACCUAGUCAAUGUUCCUCUCUGCGUGGAUAUGUGCCUCAACUGGCUGCUGAAUGUCUAUGACACGGGUCGAACAGGAAGGAUCCGGGUCUUAUCUUUCAAAACUGGUGUUGUGUCCCUUUGUAAAGCACACCUGGAAGAUAAGUAUAGAUAUCUGUUCAAGCAAGUGGCAAGCUCCACUGGCUUCUGUGACCAGCGCCGGCUGGGGCUGCUGCUGCACGAUUCCAUCCAGAUCCCUCGGCAGCUGGGGGAAGUGGCCUCCUUUGGGGGCAGCAAUAUCGAGCCCAGUGUCAGGAGCUGCUUCCAGUUCGCAAACAACAAACCAGAGAUUGAAGCAGCCCUCUUCCUGGACUGGAUGAGGCUGGAACCACAGUCCAUGGUGUGGCUGCCUGUCUUGCACAGGGUGGCUGCUGCUGAGACUGCCAAACACCAAGCAAAGUGUAACAUCUGCAAAGAGUGCCCGAUUAUUGGCUUCAGGUACAGAAGUUUAAAGCACUUUAACUAUGACAUCUGCCAAAGUUGCUUCUUCUCUGGCCGUGUUGCAAAAGGUCAUAAAAUGCACUAUCCCAUGGUGGAAUACUGCACACCAACAACUUCAGGAGAAGAUGUCCGUGACUUUGCCAAGGUACUCAAAAACAAAUUUCGAACAAAAAGAUACUUUGCAAAGCACCCACGAAUGGGCUAUCUGCCUGUGCAAACUGUCUUGGAAGGAGACAACAUGGAAACUCCUGUUACUCUGAUCAACUUCUGGCCAGUAGAUUCUGCGCCUGCCUCGUCCCCUCAGCUUUCACAUGAUGAUACUCAUUCACGCAUUGAACAUUAUGCUAGCAGGCUAGCAGAAAUGGAGAACACCAAUGGUUCUUAUCUAAAUGACAGUAUUUCACCUAAUGAGAGCAUCGAUGAUGAACACCUAUUAAUCCAGCACUACUGCCAAAGUCUGAACCAGGAGUCCCCCCUGAGCCAGCCCCGAAGUCCUGCCCAGAUCCUGAUUUCUCUGGAGAGUGAAGAAAGAGGGGAACUGGAGAGAAUCCUCGCAGACCUGGAGGAGGAAAACAGAAACCUGCAAGCAGAGUAUGACCGUUUAAAGCAGCAGCAUGACCACAAAGGACUGUCUCCACUGCCGUCCCCACCAGAGAUGCUGCCGGUUUCUCCCCAGAGCCCCCGGGAUGCUGAGCUCAUUGCAGAAGCCAAGCUGCUUCGCCAGCACAAGGGCCGCCUGGAGGCCAGGAUGCAGAUUCUGGAAGAUCACAACAAACAGCUGGAGUCACAGCUGCACAGGCUGAGGCAGCUGCUGGAGCAGCCACAAGCAGAUGCCAAGGUGAAUGGUACAACACUAUCAUCUCCUUCUACCUCUUUGCAGAGGUCAGACAGCAGUCAGCCAAUGCUUCUUCGUGUGGUUGGCAGCCAGACUUCAGAAACCAUGGGUGAGGACGAGCUGCUCAGCCCACCCCAGGACACAAGCACAGGUCUGGAGGAAGUGAUGGAGCAGCUGAACAACUCCUUCCCCAGCUCCAGAGGCCACGAUGUAGGGAGCCUUUUCCACAUGGCAGGCGACUUGGGAAGAGCGAUGGAAACCUUAGUGACGGUCAUGACCGACGACAAGGCGUUAGAAUAAGCAAGAUGUGUUUUACAACUUCAGGCCUCCCGCAUGGGUUUUAUAAUAUUCAUACUACAAAGAGGAUUAGACUGUAAGAGUUUACAAGAGAACAAAUCUAUAUUUUUGUGAAAGGUAGUGGUACUAUACUGUAGAUUUCAGUAGUUUCCUAAGUCUGUUACCGUUUUGUUAACAAUGGCAGGUUUCACACGUCUAUGCAAUUGUACAAAGAAAACAAAAACAUGGUCAAGAGAACUACAUGUAAAAAAAAAUUAUAUAUAUAUAUAUAUAUAUAAAAAAAUUAAUCCUGAUAGCUCAAUAACUUGCCAUUUCUUUAUAUGGAACGCAUUUCGGGUUGUUUAAAACAAAGAAACAAAGAAACAAAGAAAAAUCAAUUUCUAACAGUUAUAACUGAAAGAUUGUAAACUAAAGUGUGCUUUAUAAAAAGAAUUGUUUAUAGAAACCCCCUGAAAAAAAAAAAACUUAAAAAAACAAACAAAAAAAAAUUAUCAAUCCUGAGGCAGUGCAUUUUGUUUGGUAUCAUUUCAGCUCUGUAACUGCAUCAGAGAUAUAUUCAUGUUCUGUGUUCUUUUCCUUGCCUAGCAAAAAGAAAAACCGAACAAAAAAAGUCUUUUCUGCAGUGACAUCAAAGCUACCAACUUGCAUUUCUUAUUGGUUUUGUCUGACUAGGGCUGGCUUGAAAAAGGAGGAAAAAAAGAGAGAGAAUAAAAUAAGGUCCUGAACUUGUAGCAAAGGCAGUAAAAUUAAGAGUUACACAAAACCUCACAGCUAGUUUGCAAUAAUUGUAUGGAAGAGCACAUUACAUGACAGAGCCUGCAAAAAAAUAGAUAUUAAUCAGAUUCAAAAAGAACCUAAAAAAAGAAAAACCCAGAAGAAAGAAGGAAAGGAAAGAAUUUAAUGACCAUCCUAUGUGACAGAACUUCCCUCUGCUAACUGAAUUUCUGAAUGCUACUAGUCAAGGAACAUAGAAAUUGCCUUACUGGAUUAAACCUGUGGGCCUCAGUGUCCAAUACGCUGCUGGCUAUGGCCAGCAGCCAGUGCUUCAGCAGGAGCUGGGUACAGCUCUCCACCCAGCCACUGCUCAAAUCAUCCUUGCUGCAGAGGAGAGGAAAAAAAAAAGAAGAGGUUCCCUCCUGUCCCCCUGUAGGGAUCAGCUUCUGACCCGAAGCACAAAGAGGUUGCUCACAGAGCAUCUUCGCUUGUCCAGCUUCCAGUGCUGUUAACAAGCAUGAAGCUGCUCGACCUCUGAAAACUAAACCCAGAGCUUUCUGUGUCUCAGCCUGCUACAGCAGCCAGUCCCAAGGAGCUGUGACGCUGCCAGCAACCUUUGGGAAAGGCUGCAGAAGGGUUACUGCUGUUUCUGCGCGCGUAUGGUGAUCAGGUGAAGGUAGCCACACUGCUCCACGAGGUAUUUAUCUCCAAAACAAAGGCCCUGCUCCUUUUCCCUUCCCUGUUUCUCUCGCUGAGUAAUCCCACACAAUUAACAGCAACGUGAGAAAGAGAGGAACCGAUAGCAAAGGAGAUUAGCCAGCUCAACUGCAGCUCCUGCCAGGUAGGUUUGGGUAACGAGGUGCUGUCAGCAAAAGCUUUACCACUUGAUUUUCUUAACCAGCUUUUAAUUUUACCUUAGAAUAGGUAGAACCACACCAUCUGACUUUAUAUUGCAAGAGUGAAAAAUAAAAACAAACAAACAAAUCUGUUACCUCUUCUUGUAUGAAGUGUAAUUAAAUCUGGGAGAGAUUUUAUUUUGAAUGCUAGUUUUAACAUUGAACAUGGCUAGUCAUGCUAUUUCUACCUCACUUUGGUUUUUGUGGUGUUCUUGACAAACAAACGACAAUGUUCCAUCAUCAAUCACCACCUGUCCAUUGUGUGACCCAGGUCUCAUUGUUUCAGAGAGCACCAAUGAUGAUAAUCAUGGACAACAAAAAAAAAACCACAGAAGUACAAUCCUCUGCUUUCCUGCUAAAGACAUUUUUGUUUAACACUUUAUUACCAUAGGAACCCUAUUUCUCUGGUUUGGGUUGGUUAAUCAGAAUGUUUAAAUGGAGAUCUGGGAUGAGUUUCCUCUUUUGUUUUUGUUUUUUUUUUUCCCCUUUAUUCUUUAAACUUGCUAAAAAAGGAGAAGAAAAAAAAAGGAGGGGAGAAAAAUGGAUUGCACGGUUGUAUUGAUCAGGGUUUUUGUUUUGUUUUACUUUCUAGAUCUUAGUUUUGGAGUGAGUCUAUAAAAAAAAUUAAUAUUUAAGAAGUUGAAAGCUUUAUUGCUGCUUUUUUUUUUUUUAAGCUUAAUUUGGGGAAUUAUUUCCUAUUCCUUAAUAACAACGAAGUAUUAAACUGCAAAACAUAACCAGUGUAGUUGAAUGACAUAAAUACCAUACAGCAUGUUAAUUCAUUGUUACUCAGUACUGGUUUAUAUCUUGGAUACCAUAAUAUAUUGUGUUUUAACACCCAACACUGUAACAUUUACUAAUUAUUUUUAUAAACUUAUGUUUUACUGCAUUUUUUUUUUCUCCACAACAUACCAAAUUUCACCAAAUAUAUGCCUUACUAUUGUAUUAUAUACUGCUUUACUGUGUAUAUCAAUAAAGCACGCAAUUAUGUUAUAAAAA
Molecule: messenger RNA, 13729 nt
Organism: Pogoniulus pusillus (Red-fronted tinkerbird)
Lineage: Eukaryota; Metazoa; Chordata; Aves; Piciformes; Lybiidae
Gene: DMD
Product: dystrophin
Exons: 77
Coding region: 90-11123 (3677 amino acids)
Biological process (GO): neuron development; muscle cell development; synaptic signaling
Cellular component (GO): cell projection; actin filament bundle; cortical actin cytoskeleton
Molecular function (GO): actin lateral binding; zinc ion binding
Source: RefSeq, a predicted model, not a curated record